AUGGCCAGCCAAUCCGACAUAGACGCCCAUCUGCAGGCAGUUGCGGCGCUCAAAGCUCAAGAGGCUUCCCAACGCUACGACCAUGCAGCGCUCACUGCCAUGACCGCGGAUGAGGCGCGCGCCAACACCAUUUUCACAAACAUGCGAGAUGCUGAAAGGGAAUCGCAAUGGGAGAAGGAGGGCGACCUGGCCAGCUUUGCCGGCAUGGACUUCUACGGUGCGCGCAAGAACGGUCUCGGGUCACCAUCGGACGUGUGGAACGCUGUGAGAAGGAUGCCGAAGGGUGCGCUGCUGCACUGUCACUUCGAUGGAACGGUGGACACGUCAUUUCUGCUGGAGCAUGCCAAGAAGACACCGGGGAUGGCGAUGAAGGCAGAUCGGGCGUUGACGAAGGAUUCGCUGUGGUCGGCGACCGUGGAGUUCUUGGUCCUGCCAGAGUCGGAGGAUCGAUCAAACGUCAGUAUUUGGUCGGAAGAGUAUGCGCCCGGGUCAUGGGUCAGCUUCGAGGCAGCGCGGGAGUCAUUCCCUUACCCUCACCCGUACGAGCUGGAUCAGGGCAGCUCACACGCUCACAUGCCGGCCUACAUGGAGCUCUCCAAGCCCGCCGCUCAGCCGAACGGAACCAGCGCACCUGGGUCCUCGAGCAAAGGCGACGCUUUCGACGCAUACGUACACUCGCUCAUGACGCUGACGCCGCACGAAGCAGUCCCAGCGAUCACCAACAGCAAGCAAGCCUGGUCCAAGUUCCAGUCGACCUUCGGCGUCAUUGCCGGUCUCAUCGGGUACGAGCCCACGCUCAAAGCCUACACCAAAGAGCUCGUCCUGUCGCAUGCUCGCGAUGGCAUCUCGUACACGGAAGCUCGGAUCAACUUCCUCACCGAAUUCAUGGUUCGUUCGGACGGGACACCGACGUUGACCCACGAGGAUUGGGUGCGGAUCUUCAUCGAGGCUGUCACGGAGGCGAAAGCCGAGCUUGGAGAGGGCGUCUUUGUGGAUGCCAAGAUCAUCUACACCACCGUCCGCUUCAUCGACAACGACAAGCUGCGGUGGUACCUUGAGGACUGCAUCUCGCUCAAGAAGCUCUUCCCCGAAUGGAUCGUGGGCUUCGACCUCGUAGGGCACGAAGACCCGCUUCUACCGCUCAAGCACUACAUCCCGGAGCUGCUCCGUUUUCAACACCGCUGCGCCGAGGAAGGUAUCUCGAUCCCGUUCGUCUUCCACGCCGGCGAGACGCUCACCGAUGGCGGCGACGCCGAUCUCAACCUCUACGAUGCGAUUCUGCUCAACACACGCCGAAUUGGACACGGCGUCUCCCUCGCCCGCCACCCGACCCUGACAGACCUUGUCAAGGAGAAGGACAUCUGCGUGGAAAUCUGCCCCAUCUCAAAUCAGGUCCUGGGGUACACGGCGAGCAUCUGCUCUCAUCCGAGUCUGCUCGCGCUGCUCAACAGAAACGUACCCGUCGCACUCAGCUCGGACGACCCGAGUAUCUUUGAGAACUUCGGCCUGAGCUACGACUUUUAUCAGCUGGUAAUCAGCUCUAAGAGCACAAGUCUGGUCUCGUUGGCCGCGCUCGCGAGGAGGAGCAUCAGAUACGCAUUGGUGGACGAUGAGGCCAAGCAGAGGAUGGUCGAGGAUUGGGAUAAGAGGUGGAAGAAGUUUGUAGGGUGGUUCUUGAAGGAGUACGGUCAUUUGGCUAGGCAGUGA
Kalmanozyma brasiliensis GHG001 is the source of this 1707-nucleotide messenger RNA. RefSeq names its product Adenosine/AMP deaminase domain protein. Gene Ontology annotation, molecular function: adenosine deaminase activity. Gene Ontology annotation, biological process: inosine biosynthetic process; purine ribonucleoside monophosphate biosynthetic process; adenosine catabolic process. The record is from RefSeq and is a predicted model, not a curated record. NCBI's taxonomy places the organism in Eukaryota, Fungi, Basidiomycota, Ustilaginomycetes, Ustilaginales. Bases 1 to 1707 code for a protein of 568 amino acids. The transcript has a single exon.